Molecule: messenger RNA, 8035 nt
Organism: Callithrix jacchus (white-tufted-ear marmoset)
Lineage: Eukaryota; Metazoa; Chordata; Mammalia; Primates; Cebidae
Source: RefSeq, a predicted model, not a curated record
UCAUCUAGGUUGGAGUGCAGUGGUGCAGUCUCAGCUCACGGCAGCCUUGACUUCCUGGGCUCAAGCAGACCUCCCACCUCAACCUCCUGAGUAGCUGGAACCGCAGAGUCAGCUGGAGCAUCCUUGCACGGGAGCACAAGCCCUGAAAUAAAAGCCUUGUCUGGGCUGGGCGCGGUGGCUCGAGGCUGUAAUUCCAGCACUUUGGGAGGCUGAGGCGGGUGGAUCACGAGGUCAACAGAUCAAGACCAUCCUGGUCAACAGUUUUGCAGCUCCAAAGAAUGGCAAGAGAACGCGCUCCAAGGUACAAGCCCUUUUCAAGCGUCUCCAGGCUUCACAAUUGUUAAGAUCCCGUUGACCAAAGCAAGACAAGGUGAGCAAGCCCAGAGCCCUCAGGGAGGGUGUCACACAAGGUGGAGUACGGGAGGGCGUGGACACGGGAGGCCUUCACUGCAAGAAUCUACCUUAAGGAGGUUUGUUACUGAGAUACAGUCUCCCUCUGUUGACCAGGCUGGAGGCCAGUGCACAAUGUCAGCUCACUGCAACCCCAGCCUCCCAGGUUCAAACUGUUCUCCUGCCUCAGUUUCCUCAGUAGCUGGGAUUAGAGGUGCCUGCCACCACACCCAGCUAAUUGUAUUUUUGUUUUGCUUUGUUUUAAUUUUUGAGACAGUCGCCCAGGCUGGAGUGCAGUGGUGCAAUUUCGGCUCACUACAACCUCCACCACCCACGUUCAAUCGAUUCUCCUGCCUCAGCCUCCCCAGUGGCUGGGAUUACAGGCACCCCCCCACCAAGCCUGGCUAACUUUUGUAUUUUUAGUAGAGACAGCGUUUCACCAUGUUGGCCAGGCUGGUCUUGAACUCCUGACCGCAAGCGAUCUGCCCGCUGCCUCCCAAAGUGCUGGGAUUACAGGUGUGAGCCGUCACACCCGGCCUCAAGUAUGUUUAUGGACCUUAAAUCAAUUUAAUUUAGAUUCUGAGCACUCAAGCAUUUGGGCUGGUGAGAAGCUCAAUCCUGAUCUUUUUUUUUUUUUUUUUCCGGGGCGGGGGUACAGGGUUUCACUCUGGUUACCCAGGCUGGAGUGCAAUGGCACAAUCUCAGCUCAACGCAACCUUCACCUCCUGGGUUCAGGUAAUUCUCCUGCCUCAGCCUCCUGAGUAGCUGGGAUUACAGGCACGUGCCACCAUGCCCAGCUAAUUUUUGCAUUUUUAGUAGAGACGGGGUUUCACCAUGUUGACCAGGAUGGUCUCGAUCUCUUGACCUCGUGACCCACCUGCCUGGGCCUCCCAAAGUGCUGGGAUUAUAGGCGUGAGCCACUGUUCCCGGCCCUCCUGAUCGUUUUUAGAUGUUUUCACCAAACUGUACCUGGCUAUGGCCGUGUCGUGGGGGACCCUGCGGUUGUUUGCUGAUUGUCCACACUGGGCAGAAGUAUAACUUGGUGGGGGGUAUUGUGAAUAGAAGGAUGAGUCAGUGCUUUCCCUGAGAACAUUCUCCAAAAGCAGCACUAGGAUUUACUUUGCAUGGCUUGGGUUUCCUGGGAAGCCAAACCUGAGUUAGAGAUUAGUGUGCAAGAGAUUUGUUAGGGAACACAUAUGAGAUCACCAGUUAAGCCAGGAGUGCUUCAAGAAGCCCUUGAAAGUCUGGUGGGGAGGAAGAAGAAAUGAGAGGUUUCUCAGAGUAAAAAUUGGUCUGAGGCCAGGCAUGGUGGCUCCACUUUGGGAGGCCAAGGAGGGUGGAUCGUGAGGUCUGGAGUUCAAGACCAGCCUGACCAACAUGGUGAAACCCCAUCUCUAUUAAAAAUACAAAAAUUAGGCCGGGCGCGGUGGCUCAAGCCUGUAGUCCCAGCACUUUGGGAGGCCGAGGUGGGUGGAUCAUGAGAGAUCGAGACCUCCUGGUCAACAUGAUGCAACCCCGUCUCCACUAAAAAAAAAAAAAUACAAAAAACUAGCUGGGCAUGGUGGCGCGUGCCUGUAAUCCCAGCUACUCAGGAGGCUGAGGCAGGAGAAUUGCCUGAACCCAGGAGGUGGAGGUUGCGGUGAGCCGAGAUCGCGCCAUUGCACUCCAGCCUGGGUAACAAGAGUGAAACUCUGUCUCAAAAAAAAAAAAAAAUACAAAAAUUAGCAGGGCGUGGUGGUGUACGCCUGUAAUCCCAGCUACGCAGGAGGCUGAGGCAGGAGAACUGCUUGAACCGGGGAGGUGGAGGUUGCAGUGAGCCAAGAUCGCAACAUUGCACUCCAGCCUGGACCACUGAGCUAGACUCUGUCUCAAAAAAAGAAAAAAAGUAUGGGCCAUAGUCCAACAGCACAAUCAUCAUCUGAGAACUUGUUGGAAAGGUAAAACGUAGUGUCAGGCCCCAGCCAAGCCCUGCUGAACCCGAGUCUGCAUUUUAGUAUAUUUUAUUUUAUUUUUUGGAUGGAGUCUUGCUCUACUGCCCUGUCACGCUGCAUGACCUCGACUCACUGCAACCUCCACCUCCCAGGUUCAAGUGAUUCUUCUGCCUCAGCCUGCCAGGUAGCUGGGAUCACAUGCAUGCAUCUUUGCCUGGCUAGUUUUUGUAUUAUUAGUGAAGAUGGGGUUUCACUAUGUUGGAAGGCUGGUCUUGAACCCCUGAACUCAAGUGAUCCACCAGCCUCGGCCUCCCAGAGUCCUGGGAUUACAGGUGUGAGCCACCGCGCCUGGCCAGCAUCUGCAUUUUAGCGAGAUAUGAUUUGUAUGCUCACUAAAGUGAGCAGUGCUGGCCUAGCACAUUUUCUGGAAUGUAGCUCACAAUGUAUUUUGGUGAAUCCAGUGAAACUGACAUUUUUAAUAAGAAAAGAAAAAGAAAUCAAGGUUGUGUCCUGGCACCUCACCACGUUCUUCUGUACUGGCUCUUAAGCCUUGCAUUAGAACCUCCGUGGACUGUCCUCGACCAACCUGAGUCUGGGCCUCAGAUCUGAUUUCAGGGGUUCAGAGAAGGAGGUCUGUCAUCUAUGAAUUUUGAAAUGUCUCUCCAGGUUAAGCUCCCCGUUAAGAUUCCCUGAUCAGGCAGGACAGGGUACUUAGCUGCCUCAUACAAAGUUAAUUUUUUCUUUUUUUGAAAUUUUUCUGGUGCCGUGACUCGGAAAGUUAAUUUUUUUAAUUGAAACAAUCUCUUGAGAUAUAGUAUUGGCUAAGAAGUGAGCCUUGGCUAGGCGUGGUGGCUCAUGCCUGUAGUCACAGUGCUUUGGGAGACCAAGGUUGUAGGAUUGCUUGAGGCCAGGAGUUUGAGAUCAUCCUGAGCCACACAGUGAAAACCCUGGCUCUACCAAAAAAAAAAGAAAAGGCUGGGCAUGUUGGCACAUGCUUGUAGCCCCAACUACUUGGGAGGCCCAGGAGUUUGAGGCUGCAGGGAGCUAUGAUCGUGCCUCUGCACUCCAGCCUCGGUGACAAAGCAAGACCCUGUCUGUUAAAAAAAAAAAAAAGGAAAAGUAAAAUGUGACCCUUGUCUGUAUUUCAGAAGCACAAGGGAAAAGGGGCCGUAUUUGGGCCCUGGGUUCCUCCCCAUGGCCUCCAGGCCUGGAGGACUGUGGUCCUUCUGGAAGUGGCCAGUGUGGCAUUCCCCUGGUGCUUGGAGGACCCAAGGAACUGCUCUUUCCAGCGUCACACCCUGUCCUGCACACACCCCUGCUCAAACUCUGGCCACCAACCCAAGCACAGCUUGCCGUCCAGGCUUGCUCAAUUCCUCUGCCUCCUCAGGCAAGAAUGGCUGGAAAAAGUGACAGGGCAGGGUUUCUUGGAAAGCAGUGUGGCCUGCAUCAGCAUUAAUGAUUAAAACGUGUCCUCGUGUGGCAAUUCCCCAGCAGAGAGCACAUUCCUAAGCUAUUUUAACUCAUCAGUUCAGAAAUUCUAGAGUUCCUGUCCUUAGUUCUUGAGGUCUGGAUGCUUUUUUUUCCAGAGGAUCCAAUCCAGAUUAGAGGGCUUCAAAAGCCACAUAAAUUAUCUACCUGUCUAUGUCAUCUAUCUAUCCAUCUAUCUAUAUACCUAUUAUCUAUGUAUCUAUCUAUCAUCUACCCAUCAUCCAUCCAUCAUCUAGCAUCUAUCCAUCCAUCUAUAUACCUAUCAUCCAUCCAUCAUCCAUCCAUCUGUAUGCCUGUCAUUCAUCUAUUGUCUGUCAAUCAUCUAUUUACCUAUUAUCCAUCUAUUAAUCUAUAUAUCUAUUAUUUAUAUAUCAUCUAUAUAGCCAUCUAUCUACCUAUUAUCUAUUUAUCAAUAUACCUAUCAUCCAUCCAUCAUCUAUCCAUCUAUUUAUAUACGUAUCACCCAAGCUUCUCUCAUCUGCAAAUCAUCGAUCAUCUAUCUAUCCACAUAUGUAUUAUGUAUCAUCUACGUAUCUAUCCAUCUGUCUAUAUACUUAUUGUCUAUCAUCUAUCUACCUAUUAUCUAUUUAUCCAUCUAUCUAUACACCUAUCAUCUAUUAUCUGCCUACCUACCUACCUUUUAUCUGUUCAUCUAUCUAUAUACCUAUCAUUUAUCCAUGUAUCUAUAUACCUAUCAUUUAUCAUCUAUCAUCUAUCUAUCUACAUAGCUAUUAUCUAUUUAUCUAUCAUCUAUCCAUCUGUCUGUAUACCUAUCAUCCAUUUAUCCAUGUAUCUAUAUACCUAUCAUUUAUCCAUCUAUCAUCUAUCUAUCUACAUAGCGAUUAUCUAUUUAUCUAUCAUCUAUCCAUCUGUCUGUAUACCUAUCAUCCAUUUAUCCAUGUAUCUAUAUACCUAUCAUUUAUCCAUCUAUCAUCUAUCUAUCUACAUAGCGAUUAUCUAUUUAUCUAUCAUCUAUCCAUCUGUCUGUAUACCUAUCAUCCAUUUAUCCAUGUAUCUAUAUACAUAUCAUUUAUCAUCUAUCAUCUAUCUAUCUACAUAGCUAUUAUCUAUUUAUCUAUCAUCUAUCCAUCUGUCUGUAUACCUAUCAUCCAUUUAUCCAUGUAUCUAUAAGCUAUUAUCAUCAUCUAUUUAUCUAUAUACCAUCUUAUCUAUCUGUCUAUCUACCGAUCUAUCAUCGUUAUCAUCAACUAGACAUACAUAGUGGUAGAGAUACUGAAAUUACAAAGUAAUUCAGCCUUGAUUUAGAAAGUCUGGAACACAUUGAAAACCUUUACAAUGUUGCUAAAGUUCAGUGGCCAGGACCUUCUCAGAGUUGUCAGGGUAACAGAAAAGGCCAAGAUCAGGCUGCCUCAUGGAAUCUUAGGAACAUUGACUGGCUUCGUUUUGCUUCUUAGGGCCACAGGAGCAGGCCACGUGUCAUCUCAGACCCUGUCCAGAGGAAGGUACUUUCCCAGAGACAACAGGGUCCUGGAUUGUCCUACAUAUGCUGACUUUUUUCUUCACCAGUAAACACACACUGUAAUAAUGAAAAGGGGGCGAGCAUGACUGACUCCAUCCUAACCUCCCUACAGUGACACUUUUUAGCUUCCUCGCUUUUGCUUUUCUCUGCCUGUAGGCCAAGCUAACUACGGGAAGAAUUUAGUUUAUAGUUUAACUGUAUUUUUUAAACACUUUUUAUUUAUUUUUCUUUUUAGCUUUUUUCUUCUUUUUCUUUUUUUGCGUGAUCUGUACUUUUUUCCAAUAAUUUCUUUUUUCAGAUAGAGUCUCCCUGUGUUGCCAAGGCAGGAGUGCAGUAGCACGAUCUUGGCUCACGAUCUCUGCCUCCCGGGUUCCAGCAAUUCUCCUGCCUCAGUCUCCUGAGUAGCUGGGAUUACAGGUGUGCACCAUGACACCUGGCUAAUUUUUGUGUUUUUAGUAGACAUGGGGUUUCACCAUGUUGCCCAGGCUGGUCUUGAACUCCUGACCUCAGGCAACACGGCUGCAUCAGCCUCCUAAAGUGCUGAGAUUACAGGCAUGAGCCACUACCACUGACCAAGAUGGUUUUUAUGUUUGUUUGUUUUUUGAGUUGGAGUCUUGCUCAGUUGCCAGGCUGGAAUGCAGUGGCACAAUCUCCGCUCACUGCAACCUCCACCUCCCAGGUUCAAGUGAUUCUCCUGUCUCAGCCUCCUGAGUAGCUGGGAUUACAGGCAUCUACCACCAUGCCCAGCUAAUUUUUGUAUUUUUAGUAGAGACAGGGUUUUACCAUGUUGGCCAGGCUGGUCUCGAACUCCUGACCUCAGGUGAUCCGCCCCCUUGGCAAGAUGGUUUUGAGGACACUAGCCUGGCAGCUUGUCAGUUUGCUGGCUCUCCAAAACAAAGUCGUCUUCGUUGCCCCACAGCUUGUUUCUUUACUUACUGGCUGCUGUGCAGUAAGCAGCAUGAGCUUUGGGCUUGGUAUACAACUGACUAGUUCCACUUUGAGGAACAUCUCACUAAAGUGAAAGAUUCAUCAAUUUUAGCCCAGCUAAUCAUUCUCAUUAUGUGUUAACUGUGCUAAGCCUAUGAAACGUUUCUUAUCACUGAACAGAACUCUCAUUUGUAUGUUUUUGUUUUUGUUUUUUUUUUUGAUAUGGAGUCUUGCUCUGUCCCCCAGGCUGGAGAGCAAUGACGCAAUCUCAGCUCACUGCAUCCUCUGCUUCCCGGGUUCCAGCAGUUCUCCUCCCUCAGCCUCCUGGGUAGCUGGGACUACAGGCACACGCCACCACGCCCGGAUAAUUUUUGUAUUUUUAGUAGAGACGGGGUUUCACCAUGUUGGUCAGGCUGGGAUCGAACUCCUGACCUCAUGAUCUGCCCGCCUCGGCCUCCCAAAGUUCUGGGAUUACAGACGUGAGCCUCCGUGCCUGGCCUGUAUUUGCUAAUUUAAUGAAAUAUUUAAGUAAUAACACCAAUGGCUACAGUGACAAUGGUGACCUAUGAUUGUGAGGUCUGAUGAUGCUGAAGUUAGUCUGAAAUCACUGCUGCAUCAGCUGAGAACUAAAAGCUCAGACGUGAGGCUGGGUGCAGUGGCCCAUGCCUGUAAUCGCAGCACUGUGGAGGCCGAGGCGGUAGGAUCACCUGUAAUCCCUGAGCAGGAGUUUGAGACCAGCCUGGUCAAUGUGGUGAAACCCUGUCUCUACAAAAAAUACAAAAAUUAGCCGGGAAUCGUGGUGCGUGCCUGUACUCUCAGCUACUCAGGAGGCUGAGGCAGGAGAAUUGCUUGAACCCGGGAGGUGGAGGUUAUAGUGAGUUGAGAUCGCGCCACUGCGCUCCAGGCUGGGCGAAAGACCAAGGCUCCGUCUAAAAAAAAAAAUGCUCGGUGCGGUGGCUCACGCCUGUAAUUCCAGCAUUUUGGGAGGCUGAGGCAGGCAGUUCACCUGUGGUUGUGAGUUCGAGACCAGCCUGACCAACAUGGAGAAACCCCAUCUCUACUGAAAAUACAAAAAUUAGCUGGGCAUGGCGGCGCACACCUGUUAUCCCAGCUACUUGGGAGACUGAGGCAGGAGAAUCUUUUGAACCCAGGAGGCAGAGGUUGUGAUAAGCCGAGAUCAUGCCACUGCACUCGAGCCUGGACGACAAGAGCGAAAAACUGUCAAAAAAAAAAAAAAAGUUCAAAUGUGGCCUUUGAAGGGUGUGUUGGGCCUGUGAGUAAAGAGUGUAUAAAACGUCUGAAAGAGUAGGCUGUUCAAAGGUCAAGUUCGUGAAGUUGAGCACUGUCUGCAUGUGUACAGCUUGCCCUUUGCCUGUACCACAGUCUCUUCAAAACUCUUCUUUCCAAUGGCAGGGUCUCCCUCUGUCGCCUAGGCUGGAGUGCAGUGGCAUAAUCACAGCUCACUGCAGCCUUGACCUCCUCGAGCAAUCCUUCCACCUCAGCCUCCCGAGUAGCUGGGACUACAGGCGUGAGCCACUACACCCAGCUAAUUUUUAAAAUUUAUAUUUUUAGAGAUGGGGCCCCAUGAUGUUGCCCAGCUGGUCUGGAAUUCCUGGGUACAAGUGAUCGACCCACCUUGGCCUCCAAAAAUGCUAUUAGGCGUGAACCACUGCACCUGACCUCCAAUGACUUCAAAAUUCAGAACGUUACCUUUCUAACACGGUAACACUUUCUGCCUCAUAGGAUGUGUGGUCAUUAUCAAGAAAGGCAGUCAUGGUGAAGAUUUCUCGAAUUUCUCUUUUUUUUUUUUUUUUUUUGC